AUGUCUGUGCUGAAGCGCAUGCGUGAGUCGCGGAGAGCUGCGCUAGCCAGAGCCGUCACAGAGGAGCAGGCCAUUGCAGAGGCAAUCAAGAAGUCGGAUGCAGACUUUGUGAAAAGUUAUCUCAGUGUCAGCUGCCAGGAUUGGUGCUCUUGGAAGAAUUCCCAAACAGGGUCUGAGUACAUCCUCGACCUCGUUAGCUCAGGAGAUCUGCGCGAGGCCGAUUUCCAAACUUGCUUUGAUCUCAUUGAUGAGACCAGCGGAAAGGCAUAUCGCGAGUCUGUGGCAGGAUGGCAUCCAGAGGUGAAGAAGGAGGAGAUGCGAUCGCCCGAGUUGCGAUACAUCCUCGUCAAACAGAAGGACGAUCCAACAGACCAAGUCCUGGGCUACACAUCCUUGAUGCCUACCUUUGAGGACGGGUUUCCUGUGAUAUACUGCUAUGAGAUUCACCUGCGGGAGGCGCUCAGAGGAACCGGUCUUGGCCGGCGGAUGAUGGAGUUGUUGUCCACCAUUGCGCAUAACAUUCCCACCAUCAAAAAGGUGAUGCUCACGUGCUUCCUGAGCAACGAGGCUGGCAUGACAUUCUAUCGACGGAUUGGGUUCCAAGUGGACGAGUCGUCGCCCAAGGAGAGGAAACUGAGGACCAAGAUUGUCAAGCCAGACUAUGCUAUCAUGUCGAGACGGACAUCCUCCUGA
Messenger RNA from Emericellopsis atlantica, 693 nucleotides. RefSeq names its product acyl-CoA N-acyltransferase. The coding region runs from base 1 to 693 and encodes 230 amino acids. Gene Ontology annotation, cellular component: nucleus. The record is from RefSeq and is a predicted model, not a curated record. NCBI's taxonomy places the organism in Eukaryota, Fungi, Ascomycota, Sordariomycetes, Hypocreales, Bionectriaceae. The transcript has 3 exons. Gene Ontology annotation, molecular function: histone H4 acetyltransferase activity; histone H2A acetyltransferase activity; protein N-terminal-serine acetyltransferase activity.